This is a messenger RNA of Malaclemys terrapin pileata, 2137 nucleotides long. Its product is annotated as carbonic anhydrase 3-like. The transcript is spliced from 7 exons. Gene Ontology annotation, cellular component: cytoplasm. The record is from RefSeq and is a predicted model, not a curated record. The coding region runs from base 275 to 1069 and encodes 264 amino acids. Lineage: Eukaryota; Metazoa; Chordata; Testudines; Emydidae. Gene Ontology annotation, molecular function: zinc ion binding; carbonate dehydratase activity.
CUGCCCCGGGCUGGCGAGCAGGGCCCUUGCUGCGCACAGACGCGCCCGGCUGUUCUGAUUGCCCGGCUGCUGCCAGAGGGGAGUCCAGGGGAUCGCUCUCUCCGCCCCCUGCGCUCCGGCCAGACACACCCGCCCCCUCUGUCCCUCUCCACCCCGACCGGGGGCACGGAGUUGGCGGGAGCCUAUAAAAGCCCCUGGCGGAGCCGGCGCCACCGUCCUGCAGGAGCGGUCAGAGCAGCCCAGGCACAAAGUGCUGAGACCCCGCGCCGAGAGCAUGGCCCAGCAAUCCUGUCAGUGGGGCUAUGACAGUGACAACGGACCUGAGCACUGGCACAAAUAUUACCCUAUUGCCAAAGGAGACAAUCAGUCACCUAUUGAAAUCAAUAUCAAAGAUGUCCAUUAUGAACCCUCUCUUCUGCCUUGGUUUGUCGGAUAUGAUCCUGUCGGAGCUAGGGCCAUAGUGAACAAUGGGAGAACCUGCAAAGUUGUGUUUGAUGACACUUUCGAUAGAUCAGUGCUGAGAAGUGGACCACUCCCAGGUAUCUACAGACUGCGUCAACUUCACUUUCAUUGGGGUUCUUCUAAUGACCAUGGCUCUGAGCACAUUGUGGAUGGAAUGAAAUAUGCGGGAGAGCUUCAUUUGGUACAUUGGUAUUCAAAAUACAGUAAUUACGCUGAAGCUUUGAGAAAUUAUGAUGGUGUGGCUAUUUUGGGCAUUUUUCUGCAAGUAGGAAAAACUCCCAAACCAGAGAUGAAGAGAAUCCUUGAAGAAAUAAAUGGUAUUAAAACAAAGGGAAAAGAGGCUCCUUUUUCAAACUUUGAUCCAUCAAUUCUUUUUCCUAAAUCUUGGGACUAUUGGACCUACCAUGGCUCCCUCACUGAACCUCCUUGUGAUGAGUGUGUUACCUGGAUUCUUUUGAGGGAACCUAUCAUUGUCAGCCCAGAUCAGAUGGCAAAGCUCCGUAGCCUUUCCAUCAAUGCUGAGACAGAACCUGUUCGCCCCAUGGUGGAUAACUGGCGCCCUCCUCAGCCUCGGCAUUUCAGGAUGGUGAGAGCCUCGUUCCAAUAACAUCUAUGCUGAAUCUGGGUGAAUAUGCAUGAGGAAAUGCCUACAUCCCAAAGCCUAGUUAGCUUUGUGCCCUCUACUGCUCUUUCUGUGGAUGCAGAUCUGCAUUUCACAGUCCAAAACUCCGCAUGGUGAAAUGUGAUGGGUCCCCAACUCUAAUUUUGAGAUGUCAAAAAUUACUUGAGGCAAAUUCUAAUUUUAACAUGAAAAUAUGGAAUCUGUGUUUGGAUCUCAAUAAUAACUGUGUUAGCUUUAACAGUAGCAUUUAUAUGGCUAUUUCUAAGAAAGAAAAAUGGAAUAGUUAGUAAUGGCUAAAAAAGGCAUUUCUCCAUUAACCUUAUGGUCUUCAGUGUUUGCCUUUUUCCAGACCGAAGAGGUUUCCAAUUAACAGAAACAAUGAGUCAUUUGAAUUUAAAAUGGACACGUGUCAAAUUCUGCUGUCAAUUGUACUAGCAUAAUCCAAUAGGGAAUACCAGGUGUAAUGGAGGGCAGAGUUUUCUCCUUUGUAUUCAUAUAGAAAUAUGGAAAGUACAAAGACUCAUUAAAUUUCCAAUGAUAAUUAAGCAAGUUAAGAUUUUAAUGAACUGAGAAGUUAAUAUUGUAAAAUUUCAUUUUGAAAACUGAAAUCAAGGUGUCAAAUCAAAUUAAGAGUAUUAAAUUGUGGGGGGGGGGGAAGAGUUCCUACUUUAAUUAUUGUAACAACUGACUUAUUCUUGUUAGAAGGUCAACAUUAAUUUUAAUGUUAAAGCAACUGAAAUGAAAUGAAUUUCAAAAAAUCCCAGGAUUUUCUUUAAUUUCCUGCAAUUGUAGGUCUUAUCAGUGGAUGAAAGUGAAUAGAUUCUGUCAAAAACCCUUUAGCAUCCUGAGUUAUUUAGUCCCCAUUUUUUCUACUAUACCAUUGUCCUUACAUGUCUGAAGGCCAAAUUCUGCCCUCAUAAACCUAUGCAAUUGAUACUGAUGUCAAUGAGAUUUGUGUGCAAGUAUCUCUGUUGGACUUAUGGUAGCAAGAGCAAUAAAAGAGUAUUGUAUGACUGCACUUGAAGCAAUAGCAUUUCUGCUUUAAGAGAACUA